This is a messenger RNA of Amborella trichopoda, 2416 nucleotides long. RefSeq names its product exosome complex component RRP45A. Gene Ontology annotation, cellular component: nuclear exosome (RNase complex); cytoplasmic exosome (RNase complex). NCBI's taxonomy places the organism in Eukaryota, Viridiplantae, Streptophyta, Magnoliopsida, Amborellales, Amborellaceae. Gene Ontology annotation, biological process: U4 snRNA 3'-end processing; nuclear-transcribed mRNA catabolic process, deadenylation-dependent decay; U5 snRNA 3'-end processing. Gene Ontology annotation, molecular function: mRNA 3'-UTR AU-rich region binding. The record is from RefSeq and is a predicted model, not a curated record.
ACUUUUUCCUUCUCCGAAAAAAAAUUAAGACCCUCGUCAUUACUCUCUUUUGCGUCUUUCGUCAAAACCUAGAGCCUCACUCUUCUCUCUCUCCACAGUAGCAGAUCUCUCUCGGUAACCAGCUCUUAUCUGCUCCUUCUCUCUCUAUCUCGCCUCUUAGCUCUUCUCCGAACCCCUCUGAUCCCAUUCUCACAAAGCCUCUAUCUCUCUCUCCCUCUCCCUCUCCCUCUCCCCUCUUCCCUGUCAAGCCAUUUAGCUCUUCAGAAGUUCGCGAGUAGGCCCCAGACACAGGUCAUGCAUAAUACACAAUUAAACUAGAUAUGGAGCAAAGAUUAGCAAACAUCUGGCGCAUGAGUGUCAAUGAGAAGAAGUUCAUUGAAAAUGCUUUACUUUCAGACCACAGAGUUGAUGGACGCCGCCCAUUUGACUAUCGUCGACUAUCUCUGAAGUUCGGGAGCGAUGAUGGUACAGCAGAGGUGCAGCUUGGGCAAACUCAUGUUAUGGGGUUUGUGACUGCGCAGUUAGUCCAACCUUAUCGAGAUCGACCCAAUGAAGGCACAUUUUCGAUAUUCACUGAGUUUUCUCCCAUGGCUGAUCCUUCAUUUGAGCCAGGGCGCCCAGGAGAAGCUGCAGUGGAAUUGGGACGCAUAAUAGACCGUGGCUUGAGGGAAAGUAGAGCAGUUGAUAUGGAAUCACUCUGUGUUCUAGCUGGGAAAUUGGUUUGGGCAAUUCGUGUUGACCUUCAUAUUCUGGAUAAUGGAGGGAAUCUUGUUGAUGCAGCUAACAUUGCUGCCGUAGCUGCACUGUUGACAUUUCGAAGGCCUGAAUGUAGUUUAGGUGGAGAAGAUACUCAGAGCGUGAUAAUACACCAACCUGAGGUGAGAGAACCUAUUCCUCUAAUUGUCCACCAUCUUCCUAUAGCAGUAACCUUUGCCUUUUUCGAUGAUGGGGAAAUUUUGGUCAUAGACCCAACAUACAAGGAAGAAAUUAUAAUGGGAGGAAGGAUGACAGUAACAAUGAACACAAACGAGGAUGUUUGUGCUAUCCAAAAGCCUGGAGGACAAGGUGUUAAACAGAGCGAAAUCAUGCGCUGUUUGCGGCUUGCUUCUCAAAAAGCAACUGAUAUUACUGAUAAAAUAAAAAAGGCGGUAGAAGCAUAUGAUUUGGAAAGAGCUCAAAGAAAAAUCAGGCGUCACUCAUCUUCAAGUGCCCAAGCUGCCUGUGGAGCAGACAUCAAAAUGAGCAAGCAGGUUGUUGAUGUCACUCAGAAAAAGAUAGAUGGAUUCAAAAUACAGAGCAAGGAUCCCAUGAAUCAGGAAGAAGUUGAGAGUGACACUGAUCUUGAAAAUAGCAACACUAGAGGUGAAAAUAAUUCAUUUCAACAAGUUGAUGAGAUCCAUGGAAAAAUGAAGAGUGUUAAUCUUUUUACUGGUCGUCCUUCAAGUUGGCAUCCUUAUGGGAAAGGGAUUACCUCGUUAAGCACAUGUACAAGUUCUGUAGCAUUGUCCGCACCGCGUGCAAUGGAAGCAGAGAAGAAAGAUACAGUUGCCUUGGAAAGGCCUAAUGAAUCCAAGUUAGAGAAACCUUCUGUGGAGGCGACUGUUGAUGAUUCUCAUACCAAGGAAAUGUCUGCUUCAGUGCAACAGGUAAACCAGAAAAAGAGUCUUAAAGAUGCUGUGAAAGUUAAGUCCAGAAAGAAGAAGAAAGUAGCUUCAACUAUGGUUGGGGAGUAGAUAAUGCUCCUGGAUGGCGUUAUAAAAGCAACUUGCCUCCGGAGGUGUCAUUAGUUCAUGUAUGGAUGCGGGUUGUGCACGCGGUCAAUUUCUUUUUGGAGAAAUGGACAAGUAUUUGGGUGUCAAGAAUGUCGCUCGACUGGUGUAGCAUUGCAACGUUGCAAGAUUGGUAUCGGCGAUGCGUAAGUUGUUGCAUAUUGGCCAUCGCAGCAUGAGUUGGACAGCAUUGUGUAUGUCAUACAAGACAUGUCACGUGUCGUAGCUUGUUGCAUGUGCGUCAGAUGUCGACGACAUUGCACGUUGUGAUGUGAAGGACUUUGUGCGACCAAUUUGGCUUUAGAACUGAAGAGGUGACUUUGAAGGUAUGGAAUAGAGAAUAGAGCCACAAUCCAUCUACAAUCAGUUGCAAUGACUGGCCAUGUCAUCUUCAGUUACAAAUAUAUUGGAAGUACUCAUGUUCUCUCCAUAUAGUGCUCUUGAAUCUCUCUUUCGAGGUAGAGUUCAGCUAGAUAAUACUUUUCUCCACUUUCUCUCUAAAGAAAAGCUACUCUAAUGUUCUAGAUCUUGUUAUACUCAGGCUAUUGUGCAGGUAAGAUAAGUUUUCGAUCUUAUGUUUCAUAUAAUUCAAGAACAAAUGUGAAUACAAUAUUCUGGGUAAAAUGAUAGAAUCCACGAUGUAUCUA